This is a messenger RNA of Dendroctonus ponderosae (mountain pine beetle), 3324 nucleotides long. RefSeq names its product cilia- and flagella-associated protein 61. Lineage: Eukaryota; Metazoa; Arthropoda; Insecta; Coleoptera; Curculionidae. The record is from RefSeq and is a predicted model, not a curated record.
UACACCAUCAGGCGCGCAGUGGAGGAGGACAACGACGACCUGGUGCCGCUCAUCGACCUCUACUCGAGGCGCCUGGCGGCGCUCUACGGAAACUACUACGUGGCCGAGCUGCUCACGCCCCACCCGAGCGCAGAGGGCGUGGCCCGGCACAUCGUCGUGGCCGAGCAUCGGGGCGUGGCCGUCUCCGUGAUGGUGCUGAACGACGUGGCCAACUACGAGCAGCUGAACGAGGAGUUCGAGCUGACGCCGUUCAAUGGGCUGCGCAAGCGCAGCGACGACGACGACAUCGAGCUGCAGACGCUCAGCCAGCCGGAGGUGAUCCUGUCGCAGGAGGCCAAUGACUUUGCAGAGGAGGAGUCGGACGGCGACAGGAGCCUGAAGUUCGCCUCCAGCUACGAGGAGGACGACGACUACCUGGUGGAGGUGGUUGACAGUGACAGCGACUACUCGCUGGUGUUCACCAGCUCGGAUCUCUUCGUCUUCGACGAAGAGGACGAGGAGGAGCGCGAGCUGGCAACAGAGCUCGCCGACUCGCUGAGCAGCUACGAGAUCCUCAAGGAAAUGGAGAAGGUGAAGACGUACGAGGUGGACCCCCGCUUGACCUACGUGGACAUGAUGGAGAAGCUGUCCAAGAGCAUGAUUUCCACCCGCAGCCGCACGGCGCAUGUUCCGAAAUUCUGCGGGCGCGGCAACGCCUUCAGCAUCGAGGUGGCCGCCACGCAUCCCGACCACGAAAUCGGCCUCUACCACGUGCUGGAGGCGGUGUUCGAAUGCUACCCGGACCGCGACUACGCAGUCAUCAGCACGCCCACCAGCUGUCGCAGCGAGCAGUGGAUGGAGCGCUUCAAUCGGGUGGCGCCACGCCCCGCCAGCAACCACGCCUACGACCUGUUCGUGUGCCAUCGGAGCAGCCUGCUCGGCGAGCUCGAGUGCCAGGUGGCGGGGCGCGAGCACAUGGCCGAAGUGUACACGUUGCUAAGCACCAUCCCCACCCGCGCCAUCGUGCUGUCGCACUUUGAAAUAUUCAUGGAGUUCGAGAACAGCCCCUACCAGUGCUUCGUGUUCCUCUGCGAGGGCCACGUGGUGGGGACGGCCGUGGUGUCCGAGGAGUACAACGUGGAGUACAUCGACGCCCAGUACGACAUCGCCAGCUGGGUGCCGCUCAGCUGCUACAGGAGCGGCUCCUACGGCCUGAUCGAGAGCCUGAUCCUGUCGCCGAUCUUCCACAACUCCGGCCGAUUUUUCAAGCGCGAGCUGCACCGGCUCAGCGACUUUCAGGUGCUGUUCUACAAGCAGCGCGCCUACGACAAGGGCGCCAGCCGCGAGCGCCCCAUCCCCAAUCUGCUGCACUGGCUGCAGCCGGUGUUGCCGCGCCGCAUGCCCGAGUACGACCUCAAGAUGUUCGCCGAGGAAGGUUACCACGUCAGCGAUGCGCUGAUCCGGCGCGACCACUACGCCCUCUACAUGAGCACCGUGUCGCAGAGCAGCAUGCAGCGCUACAGCAUCAACACGCGCAUUGUGGUGGUGGGCUGCAGCAACACCGCCUACGCCUUCCUGGAGGCGCUGCUCAUCCGGCAGCACAACCCCCACUACAUGAUCAACUUCAACAAUGUGGUGCUGGUGUGUCCCGAUGGCGUCCACUCGAAGCUGCCCAAGAAAAUCAAGGAGCUGUUCUCGGUGCAGAAGAACUUCAUGACCGAGCGCUACAUGGAAAUGAUCAGCUUGAAGACCUACAUUGGCGUGGUCACCGGCAAUCUCACGCAGAUUAACAGGAAGGACAAGUACGUGGUGAUCAACGACCACAAGGCGCUGCGCUACGACCUGCUGUUCCUGAUGUGCGGCGAAAAGUUCCAGAAACCGUUGCAGGACUACCGGAUGCCGUUCGCCGAAAACCCCGAGAACGUGUUCCUGAUCAAUUGCCCCAUGGACGGCAACAAGGCGGUGCUCAAGCUGAAGGAGUACCAGCGCGGGGAGCACCACGAAGAAAAAGUGAUCGUCUACGGCCACUUCCUGCAGGCGUACAGCUGCCUGGCCGGCCUGCUGGAGUACGGCGUGCCGGGCAGCCGGAUCGCGCUGGUCGAGCCCUUCCCCUACAGCAUGAACAUCGACAAGAGGCGCCGCCACAACAUCUCGGUGUUCAACGAUCCGGACAUCUACCACGCCACCAUGGACUUCAUCGGCCAGCAGGCCAUCCAGGUCUACUCCUCCUACUACUUCAUCAACUGGACCUUCUCGCAGGAGACCAACGCGGUGACGGCCGUCACCUUCGAGUCCAAGCACAAGAUGCUGGAGAUGAGCUGCCAGGCGAUCUUCUUCUUCUACGACAAGAGCAUCAGCCCGCGCAUCUACCAGGUGAUCAACCAGGCGGGCCUGGUGUUCGACGGCCGCCUGGUGGUGGACAGCAACUGCCGCACCAACGACGAGUGGAUCUACGGCGCGGGCACGCUCACCAAGUACUCCAGGCGCUACUUCGCCUCCAACAUGCUCCACAAGUACUUCAACCGCGUGGAGAUCGGCGCCAAGCUGGGGCAGCAGGUGCGCAACAUGCUGGUGCCGGGCUUUGUGAAGCGCUGCGACCCCAAAAAGCACGGCUGGAACUUCCAUCUGGACAUCCGCGAUCGCCUGGUGCCCAAGUACGAGCAACCGAUCAUGCGCUACUGCCGCCUGCCCGGGGGGCUCUACUACCUGUCGGUGGUCAAGCCGGGGCGGCGCAUCCCCCUGGAGACCGCCAGCUCCAUGGAGAACUAUGGGCAGGUGUUCGUGACGGGCAACUGCCGCAACCUGGACACCCAGGGCUUCUUCAAGUUGCACUUCAACGAGUACAGCCGCGUGGAGACCAUCAGCUGCCUGACCAAAUUCCCCAUCGACGUCAAGAACAUCCACUGCCUGUGGGGCAAGCACGAGAAGCUGCUCAACAACCUGCAGCUGCGCUUCGAGAUGGUGCUGAUCGGCGACUUCUACGAGUACUUCCGCCAGCCCUGGGCCUGCGCCCUCUACCACGACCGCUUCGAGCAACUGCUGGACGACCUGAACAACAUCAUGACCUCAUCAGUGGGCAACGACGACGACGACUGCCUCAUUUCCGGCAUCAUCGAGAUGUACAAGCAGCGCAAGUGGCAACCGCUGACCGAGGACCAGCAGGGCGAGAUCGAGGACAAGUUCCCCACCAUGCCCUACCCGAAGAUCAUCGAGCAGAAGGUGCUGGACUUCGUCCAGGCCAACCUCAGCUACCUGCCGAUGUACGCCCACCCAGCGGUAGUGCGCACCAUCUUAGAAGGCUUCGACAAGAGCCCCUUGUUCGCCAAAUAAACCCCCUUAAGCUAG